Molecule: messenger RNA, 3300 nt
Organism: Cercocebus atys (sooty mangabey)
Lineage: Eukaryota; Metazoa; Chordata; Mammalia; Primates; Cercopithecidae
Gene: NDUFS1
Product: NADH dehydrogenase (ubiquinone) Fe-S protein 1, 75kDa (NADH-coenzyme Q reductase)
Biological process (GO): ATP synthesis coupled electron transport
Cellular component (GO): membrane
Molecular function (GO): NADH dehydrogenase (ubiquinone) activity; iron-sulfur cluster binding
Source: RefSeq, a predicted model, not a curated record
CCAGGCCCGGCUGACAGAGUUAGCUGAGGCCGCCAUAUUGAGUAAGCGACCCGGCCUCCAAGGGGGUAGUUGUGGUCCAGACAGUUUAGCAGAACGGCCUCUGCGGCUCCGGGGAGAAAGCAAUAUGUUGAGGAUACCUGUAAGAAAGGCCUUAGUAGGCCUUUCUAAAUCUCCUAAAGGAUGUGUUCGAACAACUGCCACAGCAGCAAGCAACUUGAUUGAAGUAUUUGUUGAUGGUCAGUCUGUCAUGGUGGAACCGGGAACGACCGUCCUCCAAGCUUGUGAGAAGGUUGGCAUGCAGAUCCCUCGAUUCUGUUAUCAUGAAAGGUUGUCUGUUGCUGGAAACUGCAGGAUGUGCCUUGUUGAAAUUGAGAAAGCCCCCAAGGUUGUAGCUGCUUGUGCCAUGCCAGUAAUGAAGGGCUGGAAUAUCCUAACAAACUCAGAAAAAUCCAGGAAAGCCAGGGAAGGUGUGAUGGAGUUCUUAUUAGCAAAUCACCCACUGGACUGUCCUAUUUGUGACCAGGGAGGUGAAUGUGAUCUGCAGGACCAGUCCAUGAUGUUUGGAAAUGAUAGGAGCCGAUUUUUAGAGGGGAAGCGUGCUGUGGAAGACAAGAACAUUGGGCCAUUGGUAAAGACCAUCAUGACAAGAUGUAUACAGUGUACUCGCUGCAUCAGGUUUGCAAGUGAGAUUGCAGGAGUAGAUGAUUUGGGAACAACAGGCAGAGGAAAUGAUAUGCAAGUUGGCACAUACAUUGAAAAGAUGUUCAUGUCUGAACUGUCUGGGAAUAUCAUUGAUAUCUGCCCUGUAGGUGCCCUAACCUCUAAGCCCUAUGCCUUUACUGCCCGGCCUUGGGAAACAAGAAAGACAGAAUCCAUUGAUGUAAUGGAUGCAGUUGGAAGUAAUAUUGUGGUUAGCACAAGAACUGGAGAAGUGAUGAGGAUUUUGCCACGUAUGCAUGAGGACAUCAAUGAAGAGUGGAUCUCUGAUAAAACCAGAUUUGCCUAUGAUGGGCUAAAACGUCAAAGACUUACCGAGCCGAUGAUCAGAAAUGAAAAAGGGCUUUUAACCUAUACUUCUUGGGAGGAUGCACUCUCUCGUGUAGCUGGAAUGUUGCAGAGUUUUCAAGGCAAAGAUGUGGCAGCAAUUGCAGGUGGCUUGGUGGAUGCUGAAGCCCUAGUAGCUCUCAAAGAUUUACUUAAUAGAGUGGACUCUGACACCUUAUGCACUGAAGAGGUCUUCCCCACUGCAGGAGCUGGCUGGCUGCAUAAUGACUUAAAAGUGGCCCUUAUAGGCAGUCCAGUGGACCUCACUUACAGAUAUGACCACCUGGGAGUCCCCAAAUUCUUCAAGACAUUGCUUUCGGGGAGUCAUCCAUUUAGCACAGGUGCUCUCAACUUAUAUUCUUUCCUGAAUUCGGUCCUAAAGGAAGCUAAAAAACCAAUGGUGGUUUUAGGCAGUUCUGCACUCCAAAGAAAUGAUGGAGCAGCAAUUCUUGCAGCUGUCUCUAGCAUUGCACAAAAGAUUCGGAUGACUAGUGGUGUUACUGGCGAUUGGAAAGUUAUGAAUAUCCUUCAUAGGAUUGCAAGUCAAGUAGCUGCUUUGGACCUUGGCUAUAAACCUGGGGUGGAAGCAAUUCGGAAGAACCCUCCCAAGGUGCUGUUUCUCCUGGGAGCAGAUGGAGGUUGUAUCACACGACAGGAUUUGCCAAAGGAUUGUUUCAUUAUUUAUCAAGGACAUCAUGGUGAUGUUGGGGCUCCCAUAGCUGAUGUUAUUCUCCCAGGAGCUGCUUACACAGAGAAGUCUGCUACAUAUGUCAACACUGAGGGUAGAGCUCAGCAGACUAAGGUAGCAGUGACGCCUCCUGGCUUGGCAAGAGAAGACUGGAAAAUUAUAAGAGCACUCUCUGAGAUUGCUGGAAUAACUCUUCCAUAUGAUACUCUGGAUCAAGUAAGGAACAGAUUGGAAGAAGUCUCUCCUAAUCUUGUUCGAUAUGAUGAUAUUGAAGGGGCUAAUUACUUCCAGCAAGCAAAUGAGCUCUCAAAGCUAGUGAACCAGCAGCUUCUUGCUGACCCACUUGUUCCACCUCAGCUAACUAUAAAAGACUUCUACAUGACAGAUUCAAUUAGCAGAGCCUCACAGACAAUGGCCAAAUGUGUCAAAGCUGUCACAGAGGGUGCCCAGGCAGUAGAGGAACCAUCCAUAUGCUGAAGUAUCUACUAGGAUCCCAGUUUUGCCACAGAUAAUUGAUGAACAACUAUAGUGCAGUGAUCCUUUACAGGUUUAUUUCUUUGUAAAAAAAAAAAAUCUGAAUCAUGUAAUAUUUAAGGUUAUACUAUGCCUAUUUGAAAAUGACAUUAGUUAUCAACUUUGCAGUUUGAAAAACAUGUAUUGUGUGUAAAGGUUAAAUAAUAAAACUUUAUGCAGAUGCUCUUAAAAGCAUUGAUAACCUUUGUGAUGCAUAUAAAGAAAUCCUUAAAGUAUGAGUUGUUGACUUAUCUUCGUAAAUAAUUUAUGUCUAUAAAAUGGAUGAAAUGAAAAGAGUUCCAGUUAAAACCCACUUUUUUCUAGUGCUAAAGAAAAGUUUUAAGCACUUUGUCAAGCUGGGUAAAUAGGAAAAAUAUAUAAUCAUGCUCAGACAUGUAUCUGGGAUAAUUUAAUAAUAAUCAUAGUAACAAUGGCUAAUGAUAAUUUAGCUUUAUGAUGUUUGCUGAGCACUCUGGUUUUACACGUAUUAUCUUCUUUUGUUCUUGCUACAACCCUGUGAGAUAGUAAUACUACCCUGUGAGAUAGUAAUACUAUCUCAUUUUUCUGAUGAAGACUGAAGCCUGGGUAUAUUAAAUAGCUUGCCCAAGGCCAUGCAGCAAAAGUCACUGACUGAAACCUACUUCUUAUUUACUCCAAAGUCUAUUGUUCUUAACUGCAGCGUAUUAUUUCCUCUCAUUAAUAUUGAUUCUAUAGGUUUUUACUUCUAAAAAUUAGUAUUGAGUUUAAUGGUGAACACAUUUUUCAAUUUUCUCUUGAAUCUGCUUCUGUAAUGUUAUGGUGAUUUAUGUGGCUUUUUUUUUUUUUGUAUAAGUUAUACAUGUAUGCAUGUAUACUUAUGAGAUCUCCUUUGGAAUGAGGGAGGUCUCAAGAGACAUAAUUUAGAUUCUCAUUGAUGUUCUGUAUUCAUUAUCCUAACACCAUCUGUAGUGUUAAAUCAACUAAAUUAUUUCAGUAAUAGGAGACAAAACAACCAGCUUUCUUAAGUUUUAAUUGUCAAAACGAAAAGGAAUCAGAAUAAGGAUCACUGAGAAUUU